Prorocentrum cordatum is the source of this 1392-nucleotide messenger RNA. The record is from the annotation of a GenBank genome assembly. NCBI's taxonomy places the organism in Eukaryota, Dinophyceae, Prorocentrales, Prorocentraceae.
AUGCUGCGCCUCUGCAAGCUGUCGGCCGUCUGGGACCGCCUCGAGCGCCAGAUCGGGUCCAUCACCGCCCUGAACGUGGUGAGCAUGCUGAAGGUCCUCGGUGUCUGGACGGUCAUCUGCCACUGGGGCGCCUGCGUCUGGUGGAUGGUCGGCAAAAGGGGCAGCCUGGUGAUGCUCCUCACGAUGCAGGACGACGACCCCAGGGAGAUCCACUGGACAGAGCUGCCGCGCAUGCACAGCGCGCAGGACGACUUCGGGCAGUGGACGUGGGUGGAGAGGCCCGCGUCGGAGCAGUACGUGUUCUGCUUCUACUGGAUCCUCGGGGUGAUGCGCACCAUGCCCGCCGAGGUCACGCCCGUCAACCUGAAGGAGCGGAUCUUCGUCCUCCUCUUCAUGUUCUUCGCGGUCAUGGCCUUCGCCGUCAACGUCAGCCGCAUCACGCAGGCCUGGUUCAGGUUCGGCGCGCGCAAGGACGCGUUCCGGGAGGAGAUGGCGUGCGUCCGCAUGUACCUGAGAGCGAUCAAUUGCGGGAGCACGCUUCAGCUGCGCACGCAGGCGUACCUGAGCCACCUCUUCGAGAAGCGGCGGCUCCACGCCAAGGAGCUGGGCCUGCUGAGCACCCUGCCCGAGGGGCUGCAGCGGAAGCUGAGCCAGGCCCACAGGAUCCACUACCUCAGGAUGAUCCCUCGGCUCGACGACUGGAUCGACUCGGCCCUGGGGCACGUCUGUGACGCCACCGAGGCGCUGGACUUCCUGCCCGGGGACAGGCUCACGCAGAAAGGCCACGACGCCGAGGCCGCGUUCGUGCUCAUGAAGGGCGGCCUGCAGGUCUACGAGCCGUCGCCCUUGGAGCCUGGCCGCCAGAGCGACGAGAGCCCCACAGUGAGGAUUUCGAUGCUCCGGCGGCGUCUGUCGGAGCUGAGCUGCCGGCCCGUGACGGUCGUGGACGAGCACUGCCUCUUCGAUCCAGGGGAGGCUGCGCCGAGCCAGGACACGGUGGUGGUGCUGGAGUGCUCCGAGGUGCUGCGGGUCGACCGGAGGAGGUUCCAGGAGGUGCUGCGGGCCCUGCACGCACGGCACGGCCAGGCCUCGGAGGCCCAGCCCGCGGCGGGCCUGGACACCGAACCUGGGCGAUACCGAGACCUGGGGCGCGCUCCAUACGAAUCAGUCGGGCGCCAGCUCCGGCUACCUCUCCCAGGGGAGCUCCGCGCUGGCCUCGGACGGGCACAGGCUGGGCAGCGGGGGCGUCGCGAGGUCCGCCGCGGGAUCCGCCGCGGGCGACUCCGUCGCCGAGGAGUUGAGAGGACCCCGGGCGAGCAGCUGCAGCGCUCUGGGGCGACGGGCCCGGCGGCGCUGCUGCAGUUUGCGGCCAGCAGCAUGACCGGGGGGUAA